Messenger RNA from Petromyzon marinus (sea lamprey), 922 nucleotides. It is a transcript of the gene SDF2, whose product is annotated as stromal cell derived factor 2. Lineage: Eukaryota; Metazoa; Chordata; Hyperoartia; Petromyzontiformes; Petromyzontidae. The record is from RefSeq and is a predicted model, not a curated record.
GACGUCAUCACGCACACGCCGCGGCGUCUCUCCCCCCACCCCACCAUCCCAGAAGCCCUCACAACGCGAAUCUCCCUCAGUGGCAUGGCGCCCUCACCUCUCCUCACCACCCUCCUCACCACUCCCCUCACCACCCUCCUCACCACCCUCCUCGUCGUGAGCGCCGCCGCCGCGGCUGCUGCUGCUGCUGCUGCAGGAGGAGGCGGCGAGGCCGGCGCCGUGACCUGUGGCUCGCUCCUCAAGCUCCUCAACAGCCACCACGGAGUGCGACUCCACUCACACGACGUCAAAUACGGCUCGGGCAGCGGGCAGCAGUCGGUGACGGGCGUGGAAGAUGCCGACGACGGCAACAGCUACUGGCGCGUCCGCUCGGCGGCCACGGCGGCGUCGCCGCGGUGCCAGCGGGGCCAGCCGGUGCGGUGCGGGCAAGCGGUGCGGCUGACCCACGUCAACACCGGACGCAACCUCCACAGCCACCACUUCUCCUCGCCGCUGUCGGGCAAUCAGGAGGUGAGCGCCUUCGGCGAGGGCGGCGAGGGCGACGAGCUGGACGCGUGGGAGGUGCAGUGCCCCUCCUCCUCCUCCUCCACCUCGUGGUGGUCACGUGACGUGGCAGUCCGUCUGCGCCACGUGGCCACGGGCGUCUUCCUGUCGGUGACGGGCGAGCGCUACGGCCGGCCAAUCAGCGGGCAGCGCGAGGUUCACGCCAUGGCGACGCCCGGCGCUCACAACCUGUGGCAGGCCGCUGAAGGCGUCUUCCUCAAGACGCCGCCGGUGGCGGCGGAGGCAGUGGAGGCGGCUCGGGGCGACGGCGCGGGGGACGCCGGCGGGCACGGCGAGCUGUGAGGUGACGGCGGCGACGGUGGUGUAGUGGUGGUGGUGGUGGUGUAGUGGUGGUGGAGGUGGUGUGGUGGUGUAGUGG